Alligator mississippiensis (American alligator) is the source of this 10456-nucleotide messenger RNA. RefSeq names its product regenerating family member 4 (gene REG4). The transcript is spliced from 6 exons. The record is from RefSeq and is a predicted model, not a curated record. Bases 8490 to 8963 code for a protein of 157 amino acids. Lineage: Eukaryota; Metazoa; Chordata; Crocodylia; Alligatoridae.
CGCGCCGGGCUCCACACGCUGCUCUGCAGAGCCGGCGGGAGAGGGCAGCGCGGCGGGAGCACGAGCCCGCAGUGUGCCCAGGCCCGGCCCCUGGCACAGAUCUGGGGAGUGCUGGUCCUCCUCUGCCCCCCGGGAGUGCGCGCUGGUGCCAGGAGCCGGCCCCAUCCCGACCUGAGCCCGGAGCAGGCUGCAGCAGUGGGGGAGCCGGCUCGUGCUCCUGCUGCAGCAGCCACUACCUUCUGUUGGGGGCAGGGAGCUGUGCACCUGCCCCCAUAGCCCUGGCAGCUGGGGGCCCCCUCCAGCAGGGUCCCUGGCCCCCUGGCAGCUGGGGGCAAGGGGCAUGAGCAGGGCUGGGCGGUGUUGUGGGGGAUCAAAGAUGGUAUCAGAAGUUUUAUUUAUUGUCACCAGGUUUACAAUUUUUAGAAAAUCUGGUAUUUACCAUAAAAAGCAACAUUUAUGAUUAUUAACUAUACUAAUAUGCAGUGCAUCCUGUCACGUAGCCCUGCCCUCGUUUUGCUUUUCUGGCAUGCUGGCACUCCAGCACCUUCAAGGUAGACAUUGUGGUUUUUUCGGCACUUGGGCCAAAAAACAUUGCUUACCCCUGCCCUAGAGAGUCACCAGGGCUGUAAUUGGAGUGUUUGCGCUGGGUGCCACAGACAACACAGUAGGUGGGUCCUGUCAAGGAGUCUCACAUGCUAUAUACCUUGAGUAGUGAUGGCAAGAGUGAGUAAGGCAAACAGGAUGGGCUGGGGAGGACAAGGGUCACAGCAAGAAGAGGUCAUGCCCCAGGCAAGCGUGAAGGGACGUGCAUGAAAGGAUCCAUUAUGCUCUACAAAGUGUUUUCGAGGAGGAGGAGUUGGUAACACACCUCCUGUGACUACAGACAAAGUUCUUGGUAAGGUUCUCCUACUUGGUCUCUGCCCUUCCUGAAUACCGCAGCUCAGGGGACAGGACAUGGUGUUUACUUGGGCUCAUUCUGCCCUUCCCCCCUGGAAAGCUUCCCUUGUAGGGGCAAGAGAACUACUCCUUGAGGGGAGUCCAUUGAGAUGGAGGCUGAGAGAUGAAGACUGUUACCUAUUGUGACUAAUCCCCCAUCUCUGGUCUCUCAUUGUGCCUAACCAUCACCUGCUCACUCACUUACCAGACUGAGGCUUCAGGAGCUGGCCUUUGCUAAACGAGUCUGCCACACACAAAGCAAAGGCAGUUUUACUGGUCUACAGCCUGCUGCUGCACUUCACACUGGGGGAAAGGAGAUUUGCCUGAUCAGUCCUGGGAUGUGGAGAGAGCCACAACGAUCAACUUGAGCUGGUUCCUUAGCAGCUGGGAUACAGCUUCCAUAGCUGCCAGUCCUAUGAGCUAGAAAGCGAGACCCAUAAGCACUUGAAGAGGAAUGGCUCAGCACUUGGGGCUCUGCAGGAGGCAGGUGAACAGGGCAGGAAGCCCUUGUGCCUUCCAGGGAUAGGUAUGCGAGUAGCAGAGGCAGUUAGGCAGACUGAUUUACUUAAACGCCCUAUGUGAAGCCUGCAUACAUCCAAGGCCCUGCAGGAGCAAGCACCACUGAACGCCGAUCCUGACCUCCAGCGGAGAUGGCUCCCCUGGCCAAGUGCAGCCAUGGCUGGCAUGGGAGCUCUUUGCCGGCUUUCCAAGAAACCUGCAGUUUGGCACACGCCCUGUUAGUAAAUGGGCUAGUCUGGAAUCCUAGGUUUUUAAGUGUUUGACACAACACCUCGUUCAACGAGUGAUAGAAAGGCUUUAUUUACUACAGGCAGACAAGGUUCUUUGGGUGAAUCUGAUAUCUUUUAUUAGACCACCUUAAAUAGUUGGGGAAAAAAAUGUUUUAGCCAGCUUUUUGGUUCAAAAACCCUUCAUCAGGCUGAGGAAGUCUCUGCAGUUGGUGUGUGCUCUUCCUAGAUGGAACAAAUAGUAUUUACUACAAGUAUUCAAUGUCAGAGUCUAAACCAAAACAAAGUCCAAUAAUUAACUACAAGGUAAUGAUUUAACACCAAACAGACGGCAAGAGAUGGUCUGUUUCCUCCAGCUUCUCGAAAUGGCUGGGGCACAGCAGUAUUUCUUGUCAGCAGUUUCAUAGUUGGUAGGGUAGGGUCAGAAGGGACCUGAGCAGAUCAAGUCCGACCCCUGAUCAUCAAGUCCAACCCCCAUGUAUAUGCAAGGAAAUCCAUUUCAGUUAAUUCAUUCCUAAUGUCCUAGAGAUGACUGAGGUGUGUUUGCACAAGGCAUUUCCUUUCACAGUCAUUAAGUCAAGUCCUCCUGGAAGAAGUCUGAGAGCCAGGUUCUUGAAGUGCGUGCUGUUAGCUGUUCCACUUCUUUCUUAUACCCUUAGUUCAGCAUCUUCAAAGCAUUCUUGUAGUUGUGUAAAUCAAGAGAGUCCCAAGCAGUAUUUGAUAGGAAAAUCCUAUUAAUCAAAUUGCUCAUUAUUGGUUAUCAGAAAGUUUCAAUUUGCAUGACUGACCUUCCUCAGUGACAAGAGGUUAUCCAUUUCUACUAAGUUUGGAACAUAUCAAGAAACUGAUUAACAACCAAGAAAUGCACAAGUUUUUGGGGAGUGUCCUUGGAAAAUCAAAGGAACCACAAGGCAAAAAAGAAGUAAAUAAGGAGGAGACAUCUGUUGCACAUGGAGAAUGACUCUUCCUGUCCAUAACAUGAGUUAAUUGCAAGAUUAAUUAAAAUACUAAUUAAUCAAGGUUGUAUAUUUUACACGGUUACGUACCAGACAACUAGGAGCCUGCUUAAAAUCAUAUCAUGAAUAUAGUAAGAUAAGCUGGAAGAGAUAUCUCAUUAUUUCAACCUAGCCAUGAACUCACAUCCUCUUGUACUAUGCAGUUAGCAUCGAUAUUUUGUAUUUUAACUUUUGUGAGUAGGCCCCAGCUUGGCAUGAGUUUCAGAGUCAUCAGUCUCCUCCAGCAUAGCAUGUGGGAGUGAUCACAGCUGCCCUGGGAUAGAAGCUGUGGCCUGAAGGCAUUUCCUGAGGUGGAGAAACCCUUAGACUGAUGAGGACCUCUAUUCUGCCUGACUUUCCCCAAAGCUCUGGUGAGCACAGCUGGGACAAGAGAAGGGAACGGACUCCCGAGCCCUCGCGUUCAUCCCAGCUGAUGUGCCUCCAACCUUGUAUCGCAGCUCCUGCCUGCGGCCUCAUUAGCCUGGCUUUCCUUCCUUGGGACUGAGCCAAUGGAGACCUUGACUGGUGGCACAGUCCCUGGCAGCCACAGGUUCCAUGCCCACCCAUAGCCCUUCAUGGAGCUCUGCUUGCACCUUUGCUUUGUGUGCGACAGACUCGGCCCUCCCUGCCCUUAGAGAGGGAGGUGUCUGAGUAAAAAAGGUGACCAAACGCCAGCCCACAUGCCAGACCAAUGUGAAACAUGAGGGUAAGUUGUGUUCAGCGUGUGAAGAGCUCAUGAUCACAGUGCAGACAGGCGCGUGAUCAGACGGCCUCAGCGAAUCAGAAGCUGCAUGAGACGCGUGGCUGCACGGCCAGCAGUCACACUCUCCUAACUGAACAUCAGCAGCAUAUUCUGAUUGGCUCAGGAGUUUAUAAAAGGGACAGAGCGCCAGAGCGGAGGGAACUCGGGGCUUCACACGAACAGUUGGAGAGGACUGAUCACCUUUUCCAGGAGCCCGUGUCCCCUAGGCCGACUAUUGUAUACUCACUACCAAACAUAUCAAACGCACCGAGCUCUCGUACAACAGUUUUGCUGUUGUUACCCGCAUUUGCAAUCGUUGUUCGUACUUUGUUGUUCUAUUAUCUUCUGGCUGUACGUUGUAAGAAGCAGCUGCUGCCUACUUGCUGUUUAACUGCUGUUUAAGAGUUUUUCUGUCAUCUUGCACUAGUUGCAAGUAAAACCUAAGUUUAUUUUACCACCUUAACUUGAGUCAGUGUCCCUUUCGUCCCCGGCCUGGUCGUACCGGAGGGUUGGUCAUCCACCCGCUGCAGUUUACCACAGGAGGGACAGACCCCACCCCAGGUUCAGGGUGACUGGGAGGACAGGAGGAUGCCUAUAAAAGAAUGACUGCAACCUGGCUGUUACCAGGCUCUUACAUGCAAGAGCAACACCCCAGGCUGAGGGACAUCACGUAGCCCAUGGACCUGCUCCCGGGCGAUGUGUGCCAAGCCGUGUGGGAGUACAUUGACCGCAAGGACCUGCACAGAGAUCACAGGGACCUGAACUGGCUGAUAGCCCACUGAGCCCUGUCAGGGCGGGCCCGGAGGCAUAGAGAGGGACAUCUGGGGAGACCCAGCUGCCCGUGGCCCAACUGCCAUGGAGCCACAGAGACAAUUGACCACCUCCUCUGGCUCUGCACCUGCGCUAAGGGGGUGCAAAAUAGGGUGAAGCAGCUCUGCGAAGCCAUGACCGGUGCCAGCUGGCUGACCAGAGAGGUGGCGCUGUACGGGCACCUCGCCAAACACCAGGGGAAACAAUUUGCAUCCUGUGUCAGGAGCGCCCUGUGGAAAGCCAGGAACCUCCUGAUGUACAGACACAUGGAGGUAGAGGUGGCAGACUGUGUGAAAAUGGCUCUGAGUGAACUUCAGACCUACUACCAGAAAUUGGUAGUGGAGGAUGGAGAGGAUGCGGCCAAAACCAGCUGGCACAGAGACGCUUGGCACAGGAUCUUCCAACUGCCCGCUAGCGGAGAAGGGGGUGGUGAGAGCGAGGAAGAGAGAAACGGGACUGAGGACAGUGACAGUGACAGCAGCAGUGAGUCCUCCAGUGGGAGCUGGAGCAACAGUGACAUGGGCAACAAGUGAACUGAGUCUGUGACCCUGCAAUGUGGGGUGGGGAUGAAGGGGAUGAGUUGUCUGGUUUGAGGGACCAGCAUUUCUGUGUGGGGUGUACGGGUGUGGAUAUUGUAAUGGUUUUGGGUUGCCAGCAGGCCUUUGUAUGGGUGCAUAGGAGUGCGGAUGUGGUUAUUGUAACGGGUUAUGGUUUUUCUUUGUGGUGUGAUACUAGGAGUGUAGAUAUAUAUAACCUUAUAUAUUUUUCUAAAAAAACCCCAAACCAAAAAGCAAACAAAACACCCCUCACAGCUCCAGGCCUAUUAGGGUUACCUGGAGCUGUACCACGUUGAUGCUGGGGCUGGCAGGAUGGGGUUGUGUUCCUAGAAUGUGCCUGAGCCCAGGAGGAGAGAGAGCAGCCUGCGGAGAAGUGCUUGAGGCCUGCACUGAUGGGAGAGGAGGAGCAUCCCCAGCAAGGCCGGAGAAUCCCCAUGCUUGUGCUCUGGAUGGAGGUGAUGGCUUUAAGGGAGCAGUGGAGACGAGCUGACAGGACAAGGCUUACAUUGGCUGCAAGAGGGGGCUGGAAAAAGCUGAGAGGGAGGGAAACCCUAGAACAGAGAGAGCAGGAGAGGCUGGAGCCCUUUCCAGCAGAGCAGUCAUAAGGGGUAGGAUGGAAAAAGGGGAAGGGAAAGCUUCUGGCUGCAGCAUAGGCAGAGUCAAAGAGUCUGUCAGUGCUGGGAGGUGAGUGCUGGUUCGUUGGGAGUGGAGCAGGCUGGAGCAGGGACAGCUACAGCCUGCAAGGAGCUUCCAGCAAAGGAGGCCAGCAGGCCCUUUGAGAUUGUUGCUGUCUGGUAGGGCUGUGUGAAAUUUCGCCAGCAGUUUCGUUUCAAUGCUGUUUUGACUCGUUUCAAGCUCGAAACAGCAAAAUCAAAACGAAACAGAAAUCUUCAAAACAGCCUCAAAAUGAAAUGAGGCAAGUCAAAAUGUUUUGAAAGUUUCAAGUUUCAAAGCUCAAGCUGGGCUUGCCUGCAGGGAAACAGAAACUGAAGUAAGGAGAGGGAGGGGGAAGGUGAGGGGAGGGAAGGACUGCUCUCACUAUUGACAGUGUAGCUGGCCAGUGACUGUCAUCCUUUCCUGAGGUCUCUUCCAAUCCCAGUGCCAGGGGGAUGGAAAAACUGUAUAAAAGGCAGCAUUGUUUGAACUGCCCUACUCUCUGCCUUGGUGUCAGUUGGGUGAGGGUGCACCUACACACACACACACACACACACACACACACACACACACACACAGAGUCACCCUCCCCCCCCCACACACACAGUCACCCACCCAUGUUAUGAGCUUUGUCCGUCAGCAGCUAGAGGUGCAGGCCCCAGAACCCAGACUCCCUCUGCACUUAUCUCCUUGACAGCUGGCAGGCUUCAUGGCAGCAGCAGGACUUAGCAGACCUGCACGCUUCACCCCCCUGUGCCCUAAGACAGACACAGUCCCACAAGCACCCAUGUCACGAGUUUUGUCUGUCAGCAGCCAGAACCCAGAAGCCCCUGCACCUAUCUCCUCAAUAGCUGGCAGGCUUUGUGGCCUCAGCAGGGGCUCACAUGCUUUCAGUUUUGGCCCCACUGUGGCUUAACACAUACAUGUGACAUGAGUUUUUUGCUUUCAAGACAUUGUGGUGCAGUUUCCCUGAAACCCCUGCACCUAUCUCCUUGAACCCUGGCAGGCUUCAUGCCCCCAGAAGGGGUACCAUUCCUGCAAGAUCCAUCCAAAUCAGGCCAGAAAUGACAAAGUUAUAGGCUGUUUCGAGCUUCCCCAUUAAAGCUUAUGGGCAAAAUGUCGAAACAGCAAAACUUUCAACGAAAUGAAAUGGAACAACGGUUUGGAAUUGAAACAAAAUUCAAAACGAAAUGCUGUUCUGUCAAAACACAAGUCAAAACGGAACGGUGCUGUUUCACACAGCCCUACUGUUUGGGAGUUGGUGUUUGGUGCUGAGCAGAAAUGAGCUGGACUCUCACCUGUGGUUUGGAGCCCCAAAACCAGUGGGAUGGGGUAGGAUGGAGAGGAACAGCAGUGAUUUGUGGGACAUGGAUUUUGCUCCAUCAGUUGGAAGCUCCUCCAGGGAAGCUAGAAGUGGGAAGGGGGGUGCUAAUGCAGAGUCGGUCAGUGUUUGUGUGUAUAUGUGCCCUGCAGGUAGGCAUGGAGGGCUGUGCACUGCAGCACCCUGGCCUGGCGGACCUGGAGAGGCUGUAAACUAGGAAAGCAGCAGGGAGCAUGACUGAAUGAAACCAAAGGGCUCAGCUCUCCUUUUCAUGCUUGAACAUGACAGAUAAGGCCCACAGGCAGCUGUUGGUUUAGAAACAGCAUUUAAAGGCCUGUUUUUUGGGAAUUGGCUUAUAGGUAUAGAUAUAUGCAUUAUAAGGGGUCAAGAUGGGCAGCAGGGGUUAAACGGAUUUCUAAAGAGUUUGGGAGAUGCACAUGCAGCUUCUCAUGUCCCUGAAAGUAGAUGGGCUGUCUAGCACAACAAGGCCAACAAGGACACAGAGCCUGGGAGCCAAAGGAAGUAUGUACCAUACUGUCCCAUAACACAAGAUAAGUGACACCAGCAACAAGGCCUCAGAGAGCAGGAGAGCCUAAGUCCCAUUUUUUCCCUACCAAAUUAGGAAAAGGCCCGGGAGGCUACGUGAAUUUAUGAUCACACAGAGGAGCCAACCAAAGAUAGCCAUAAUGUAGAGUCAUCAGGAAUCAUUAAGGGGGAAGGAGAAUACAAAAACAGAGACUUGAGAUUAAUAAAGGGCCCUUCUUGUCCACCCCGUCCCUCCUUUUGUCCCUCCCAUCCCUCCCUUUGUCCCGUCCCUCCUUGCUUUGCUCCUUGAGAGGGGUCCCCAUCCCCACCCCUGUCCCCCGGGAGUCCCUGAAGUCACCAUGGACUGAGGGCAUACCAGCAGCCCAUCUCAUUCACCCCGCUGGAGUGGGGCUGUGGACCUCAGCAUCCUACCUCCAGACCACUGACACCUAAGAAAGAGCCUCGACCUGGAGCCUGCAUCUUGACCAGAUGUACUUUGACUCUGAUGACAGCACUAGGAUUGGUAGGUAUAGAAUUGUUUGAUUGUUUGUAUUGUUGGUUUUUUGUUCUUACUCUGUAUCAAUAAAUUCUCCUAUUAUCGACUGGCAGGUGUUGUGGUCGGUCUGAGGGUUGUGCCCGCUCGGAACAAAGGUAUAGGUGCCGGGUCCAAAUCCAGUGUCAACAGCAGCUGUGCCUGCCGUGUGGGGCUGUUUGUGAGUGGGUGUCAGGGUGGGAAAUUCACUAGAACUGCAAAGCUUUGCCUUAGGUGCCUGCCAGAGCCUACUCAGCAGCAUCCGGUUAUGAUGUAGGCAUAGGCCACUGCCCUGACCUGGUCAAAUGAUCCAUAGGGGUUAACUAGUUGGUGGUGGAGCCCACAUUCUUAAUAAAACACUUAACUUUAUUUACUUUUUAGGAAAUAUUUCUAGCUACCGGAUGUAGGCAUUUACCAACUAGGCAAGGCUCUUCCUCAUGCUUCUGGAGUAACAUGUAAAACAAACAGGCAAGAGUCUGCUGAUUGCUAUGGGGGUGGAAUUAUGAGUUGUAAUUAACAUUUUUAUGGCCAGAGUUAUUGAUUCUUGACAGAUUGGCUCCAGUUGCAUGACAUAGAUAUAUAGGAGCACUCAUACUCCUUGCUCACCUUGGGGAUCUUGAAGAAGUUGCUACUGCUGAUCAUCAUAAAACAGGAAGCACUUGGGAAGAAGGAUGUUGCUGUUAGAAACAGUCGCGCUUCUGCUGCUGCUGAGCUGCCCAGGCCUUGGGAAACCCACUGAGCUGAUCAGCUGCCUUCCUGGAUGGUCCUACUCCAAAACCAGCUGCUUCAGGUACUUCCGGAGUCAGCGGAGCUGGGCGGAAGCUGAGGCCCAUUGUCAGUCAUUAAAGAAGGAUGCUCAUUUGGCCACUCUCCAUGAGGCCAAGGACCUGCAUUACAUUGCCCUGGUUGUUUCAUACUAUCAGCAAACCCAACCUGUGUGGAUUGGCCUGAAUUACCCUCAGAAGAACCAAGACUGGAAGUGGCUUGAUGGAAGCACAUAUAAGUCCACUUCAUGGCUUUCUGCCAGUGGGAGCCAUAGUGGAUCAUGUGCCAAGCUCUCCCAGGAUUAUGGGUUUAAGAAGUGGUCUGGUGCUGACUGCCAUGAAGCUCAUCACUUCGUGUGCAAGUACACAGUCCUACACUGAGCAACAGGUCCCACAGCCACCAGUCCCUGCUCCUUGUGCUAUCCUGACACCUUCAUCACAUGGCAAAGCUUGAUUUAGUUCCUGCCAAGGAGAAACACACAACUUGUCCAUAAGCCAUGACUAUUCUCUUCAGUGAUCUCUGCUGUUCUGUCUCAGUAGGGCUGGCUUUAUUCUGCUAAAUGUCUCUCUUACUGAAUGAAUUUUGUGCUAUUAGAAGGCUUCAAACCAAUGGCAGUAGAAUGUGAAAUCUCAUAGUUGCAGGCUGGAGGCCAUCUCCCCCUUCCCAGUUCAGAGGCUUAUGUGGGUUCACUUGGAGAUAUCUAUUGCUGGGUUCAGUAUCUCUAGCAUAAUCCUCCCCCAUGUUACCUGCCCUACAGAGAGAGAACCCUAUUUCUACCCCGUGACCUAUUGACUCAGGCCCUCCUGUUGGUAUCAUUGGCACAGUUAGUGCCAGAUUCCUGUCCAGAGUCUCUUCAUGUAGACUCCCAUCUACUAAAGACUGAGCUGAGAACCAGCAGCUCACGUUACACAGGCUGAGCCCACCCCAGUCUUCCCCAGCUAUCACAAGGGAAAGAUUAUUGGUCCUGAAUUGGCCUACAUCAGAUGCGACUCUGCAAGGCAAAGCAAUGAUCCUCUUAUCCUGGGAAUGUCUGCUCCCUCCUUCACUCCUGAAAGCUGCUGGCAGUGUGUGCUAACCUGUAUCUCUGAAUAAACGACAAUGGUACAGCUCUGUGCACAGGACCUCUGUUCAUCUGUGCCAGGUUUUGUCUUAUGGUUGACGGGAACGUCUGGUUUUCUAGGGAAUGCUAUGGAAUGAAGCUUUUGCCAUAGGCCUAUCCUCACCCUCUACCACAGGUAAGAACGCUGUCACAGGACACUUGUCACUGCAGUUAGCCUGGACUCUUACCUGGGUUUCACUCCCGCCCCCCAUCCACACCUAUCUGGCUUUCACUCCUGAGUGUAGUGAUACUUUUAUCCAGUCUAGCUGGCUUAGUUUUGUGGGAGAUAGAAAGCAUUAGAGGUGUGGAAUCAGAAAAAAUAUAUGCCUUAAACUUUGAUUAUUUUAGUUAUAAGAUGACAUAACCGCUUUGUGUAGAAUUGCUGGCUCUGUAUAGUAGAACAGAUAAGGGCAAGUGUUUGUUCUUUGUAACUCUUCUGCAACUGCUUCGCUCACCGCGGCCUUGAAGGUAGCAAAAAAAAAUAUGUACAAAGUAGAUUUCCAGGUGCAAGAAGGAGGUUUGUGAACUAACCUCACCUCCCCCAUAAUUCCCAUCCUGAUUACAGCAAAGAAAUAAUGAAGUAAUAUUAUAGCCGCUUUUCAUGCUAAUUUCACUAUAUGAUCACGUGAGUUGUAAGCGACUGUUAAAAAGUAUAUAAGCCUCCUGAUUUUGCUCUUGGGGGGGACCCCUUCCAAGUGCUUGGGAAAUCCAUGUCACUUUGGAACUCCCCCUACAGCUGUAGUUUCUUUUGAAUAAAAGCUUCUGCUGACCUGA